This is a messenger RNA of Adineta steineri, 285 nucleotides long. NCBI's taxonomy places the organism in Eukaryota, Metazoa, Rotifera, Eurotatoria, Adinetida, Adinetidae. The record is from the annotation of a GenBank genome assembly.
AUGGAAAAUAUGGUUCUUAAUUUUAAUUAUCUUCAAGGAGAAAAAAUCAAAGUUAUGGCUCAUCCACCAUAUUCACCUGACCUUGCACCUUCAGAUUUUUGGUUGUUCAAUUAUCUGAAACGUGGUCUUGAUACAUACCCAGAUAUAACAAGUUUAGCUAAAAUGUUACCCAGGGAGCUUCGUUCAAUACCUGUUCACGAAUACCAAAAGACAUUCGAGAAAUGGAUUGAAAGGAUGAAACUUCCUAUAGAACAUCAUGGGGACUACUUCGAACAUUUACUGUAA